UCUCUCUCUCUCUCUCUCUUUCUCUCUCUCUUUCUCCUGGAAGAAACGCGAUAUUUUUUUAUUCAAGCUCGGCUGAAAACGCGCAAUUUUAUUCGCAUAAAGGACACAGAUCGAAAGGCGAUCUUCCCGGAGAUCUCUCGCGACCGGCUUUUUCUCCCUCUCGCGUGCGAUCGCGCGCCUAUGUCACGUCGCGUCCGCGACGGUGCGUUUAAACGGCGCGCGCGUGUGUGUGUGUGUGACAUACGUGUGUGUAUAUAUAUAUAUACACAUAUAUAUGCAGGAGAGACGAGAGUUUAGACGAGGUAGGCAGAGGGGUUUCCGGCGAGCGUUAACAGAGUAACAGAGUGAUGUAAUGAGGCCCGGAAGCAGGCAAUUUGCUGCCCGCGGCGGCCGCAGUUGCGCGAGACAACCUGUCCGGAGUACCUUCUUCUUGAUACCGCGGUCUAGCCUCUCCUCCUCCGUGCCUGGAUACCUGACCGAUAAGCGAGAGAAGUGUGCAGUCAUCGAGUGCAAGGAGAAACGGACGGAAAACAAAGGGCGACGUAACGUGCGUGUAAAAGAGAGAAAGAGAGAGAGAAAGAGAGAGAGAGAGAGAGAGAGAGAGAAAAAAAACCGAGAAAUCGUCGAGAGAAGCGCAAUUAUUUCUUAUACGAUAUAACGCGCGCGUUGUUUUGUUCCGAUGAAUGUGAAUUAUUAUCGCGACAAUGUGAAAGUUGCACAAUUGGCGUGCGUGUUUUUACAUGUCUCUUUGUAAACGCGAAGUAAACAGAUGAGCGCGAACGCGUCGUUACCGAUUUCUUGGUGAAACGGUAAAAAGAGAACGAUAAAAUGUCAUCGCCGAUGAACCUUCUUUUUCCAAUAAUCGAUCGUUCGAUUUGGUCUUUAAAUACGUCGAACACGUAUCGCAAAGACAAUCCCGCGUUGCGCGCUCAUCGCGUUGUGCCGCGGAACAAGCGUGACUAUGUGACAGUUUUGUGAUUAGAUUGACCUCAAUACGCGCUGGACAUCCGGACGUACCCACGAGAGUGCCGCUUUUAUCCUUAACUGUCCUGAUCGAAUGUCAGCGAAUGUUCCGCGAUGACGACCCACCAGCGCGACUCGAGAUGAUUCGCGCGUGAUGGAAAACUAUUUCGCUGCGCGCUUUUCUCUCUUCCGGUGAGAUUGCCUUCGUCCAGAAAAGUGAUGCCAGAAAAGUUGACACAUUCAAACGAUCGGCGUGACGACAUACAGAGAGUGACAAGAGUUUAAAGAGAGAAUUUAUCGUGAACGUUUUCACAGCGAUUGAAGGGGCUCUUUGGUGAUGUACGACAGCGCUAGCUGUUCGUACGCAGGUGCGCUCGAAUUAAAGGGAGCCUCCGGGACAGCCGGAGCCGCCGCGGCCGCGGCCGGCGUCAAGCAGGAGAACUGGCCGUACCGCGGCCUCACCUGCAGCAACACCUUUCAACGGCUGAAGGACAGCGUCGACAAGGCGAAGCAGGCCCUAGCCGAUCGCAGCGGUUACCUCGCCGGCGCGUUUUCGCCGCCUCCGCGCGCCAACCCGUCCGCCAUUUCGCCCACCGCCUCCAUCACCGAUGCCGGCAGCUCUUACAAGGGAGGCUGGAGCCACGCCACGUCGCCAGCACCUGGUCAGGGCUAUGGAAGCAGCUUGUCGAAGACAGCAUUGGACACGCAUAGCCAUCUCAGGCAGCCUGAUCCCUAUCAAAUGUUCGGGGCGACGAGCAGUCGGCUCGCGAGCUCCGGUUCCGGUCAGAUUCAACUCUGGCAGUUUCUGCUCGAACUUCUGUCGGACUCCAGUAACGCCGCGUGCAUCACGUGGGAGGGCACCAACGGCGAAUUCAAGUUGACCGACCCCGACGAGGUGGCGAGACGAUGGGGCGAGAGGAAGUCCAAGCCUAACAUGAAUUACGACAAGUUGUCGAGGGCUUUGAGGUACUACUACGACAAGAACAUCAUGACGAAGGUGCACGGCAAGAGGUACGCGUACAAGUUCGAUUUCCAGGGAUUGGCGGCGGCGACGCAGCCGGCGGCGGCCGAUCCCGCGGCGUACAAAUACCAGAGCGAGCUGUUUAUGUCCGGUUACGGCCACGCUAAGCUGAACCUGAUGCCGCCGCCGGCGGCGUCCGUCUCGGUUUCCGUUCCCGGGGGUUUGUUCCAGUCGGCGUCGAGCUACUGGUCGACGAGUCCGGGCGCCAACUUGUAUGCCGGCCAUCACACGGCCUCGGGACACGUGCCGCCUCAUCUCGGCACGUAUCCUCAUUACGCAUGACCCGCCGCCGAGCACUGGGGUGCCUUGGGCACACCGCGUUAAGAAUGUUUCUACUUGAAAAAAAAAAGAAAAAAAAAAGAAAAAACGGAACGCGAGUUCUGUCGCCGCCGCCACCGCCGUCGUCGGCGGCGUGUGUAAACGUUAAUUUGCGCGUCACGAUUUUUGUGACCUCCCUUAAUCUCGUUUUUCCCAUCUCGAAGAAGAAGGCUCGGAUCGCACCGUUGCUUGAAGUAUUCGCACGAAUCUGUCCAUCCCGCGUGUACAUUAUUAUAUUUUGUUCGCAGUGUGUGUUAUUUUGUGUUUUAAUAGAUUGUUCCUCGUGUCAGAGUUAAGCGCGAGCGGGGGUGGGAAAAUUUAUAUAAAAAGCUUAAGCAAUAAGGAACGACAAUCACGAAGUAGCAGCGGAAACAACAGACAUCCGUCAGUGACGCGUAUACGUGUUGAAGUUGUUGCGAUAAAAAGAAUAAAAAAAAAAAAAAACUCGCGCGCGCGAAGGAAAACAAUUAGAGGCUCUUUUCUGCCGUCCUUAGUUAAGAUGUUAUGUCUUGCACAUUUUUUGCAUUUUUCAAGAUAUAUUGCAGUAUUGCAAGUUUUACGCACGUCUUUUUUACGUUCCAUCUUCCAAAUAAAGCUAGAAAGUCCUAAAGGCUUUGUAGACGUCUAGAACAGACAUGUCCAAACGCCGGCUCCGGAGGGCGAAACCUUCCCCCUUUCCAUCGCUGGACGUGUCUGAUAUAGACUAUACUAUAAUAUUUAAAUGUUACUAGACUAUACUGUAGUAUUUAAACGAUACUAUAGUAUAGUCUAUAUCAGACACACAUGUUCAGCGGUGGAGAGGGGAAAAAGGUUUUGCCCACCGCUCCGGAGCCGGAGUUUGGACAUGUCUUCUGAUCCAAAGAAAAUGUUUAACUUAGUUGUCCUAACUGUGCUGACGGCGCAAACAAAAGAAUAAAACCUCAGUUGUUUUUAUUCUUCCCAUGCGCUAGAUAGAAUAUUUUAGCUAAGGAGGACAGUUUUCCUGUUACGUAAUCGCGAGAUUCAAUUCGCUAAAAUGGUUUUAACUGCGUUUUUUUUGUUUAACAUAUCAUCGACUUCGACACUAAACGAACAGUAGUGUUUCUCAGAUCUUGACAUUUAGACAAGUUUUCCGUCAGACAAUUAAAAAAAAACACUGAAUAAAUAAAAAUAGACGAUAUAUAUAUAUAUUUGUAGUCGAAACGUGGUUUGGACAGAUUCAACGAUUGAAUCUUAAAGACAGUCGUUCCACAGAUAGAGUGCAAUAAUGCCGUCGCAACUUCGACGCGAUACACACGACCGAGCGCGACAAACAAACGUCGUCGUAAUCAGUGAACAUUUACGGCGCCGCCGUAAUGUACAGAGGCGAUUCUUCACGUCAAACGAGUGCUCUAUGGACUUUCGAUUCGCCGCGGCCGACGGCGCGCCCGAGAAAAAAAAAAAAAACUAUUGUAAGAACGUUGUACAUACAGUAUAAUGCAUAUUACGUUAUAAAGGGUGUGUGCGUCCGUGAGAUAUGAAUUCACGCGAAUCUCUUUGCCGUCAUUGCUCUUAUCGGGGGGGGAGGGGAGGGGGGGAAAUAAAUAAAAUACACGCCGUAGAAUUUUUGCCGAAACCCGAGCGCGCGUUAUGAUAAAUACCGAAUACCAAAGCGAAAUGUGUCACCGCAACUGUGUGUAUCUAGUCAUACGUUAAUUAACUUAAUUUUCUUUUUUUUUUUUUUUUUUUUUUUUAUCAACGCGCGCUCACGAAUUUUGAAGAAUACCACGCACGUUUGUGAAAAUAUUCCGGAGGAAAAGAAAAAAACAAGAUAGGAGUUUUGUAAUACAACCGCGUGACGGCAAAUUGAACGCGCGAAACAUUCUUGGUCCAAAGGAAACGUAAAAAGCUCCGUACACACACAGUAAAUAAGAAGCCGGCCAAGUUCGCGAACGUCGUCGGCGAUGUUUUUCCAAUUGGAUUGAAUUGAACAUGCGUGCACGUGAAAAACUGCGAAAAACUGCGUUGCUCGAUAACGAGCAACGAUCGUUCGCGUGCUCGACAUCAUCACCGCGAGUGACUCGAUUCCGCGAUCGCACGGGAGUUUGUGUGCGCGUGUUCGAUUCAAAUCAAAAAGAAACUCUUAUAAUACGUGUAUCAUAAACUCUUUUAACUUAUUUGUUACGUUAAGAAAUGGAUAGAGACGCCACAUUAAACAAAUCGGGCGACGGGCGAGCAGAAGAAUGAACCAUCGACGAGUAUAUUGGUGAAAGUGUGUGUGUGUGUGUGCGCGCGUGCGUGUGUGUGUGUGUGUGUGAAUCGGUCAUGUACGCUGCUCGCUUAAGUGCGAAUCACCCGUUUCUCGAUUAAUAAUAAUUUUACAACGAAACCACAUUUUCAUCAUCCGUCAUCGAGAAAUGUAGACGAUAAUCAAAAAAGUACAACGUUUAAGUCAUAUCAAUUGACGGCACACGCAAUCAGAAUCAAACUUCCAUCUCUCUCUAUCUCUCUCUCUCUCUCUCUCUCUCUCUUUCUCUUUAGAGAAUCACACGUCGGGUAUAUACAUAUAUAUAUAUAUAUAUACAUAUAAUAUAUAUAUAUAUGUGGCCGCUCUAUCCAUAAUGAGACGAAGGGUGGAUUGCCGAGACCGGGUUUUUUCGAUCGAACAAUUCGGAGCGAAAGUUGUUCACGGUAGCAAAUAGCAAUUGGUGUAGCUCGAGUUGAAAAUUAUUUUUCUUUUUCCACUACGAAAACCACUUCUUUCAAUGCUGUGUGUUUUUUGCUAAANAAAAAAAAAAAACCUACUCUUUCAAAUCUACCGAAACACACGUGGAUUCUUCAUUUGGAACUUCCAAAAUGAAGAAAAACCUCAAUGUGCAUUCGGGAUGCAUUUCUGAACAUCGAGCGAACGAGCGCGGUAAUAUUCUCGAUGAUGAAUAAUGAAGAUGAUAUAAAAAAAAAAAAAAAAACACCCACGUUCGAAAUUUUAUAUAAAACGCAGAGAAAAAAAAACUGAUUUACGCAAAAUUACGCAUAGUUUCCGGAACGAAAUCCGGAAAUUGUUUUGAACAACAAAGUGCGACGCAAUAAGAUGACUCUUCCUCGACGUGUCGGCAAUCCGUCCCACCCCCGAAAAGAAAGGCGUACCUCGUGUCGAAGAGAUGCGUAACUCUCUCCUUAAGUCGUAUACUGUACCAUAUUACUCGUAAGUAUAUGCCCUAAGCAUUCCUAGAGUUAAAUUUAACGAUUAGCGCGGCUCUUCGGAGCGGGGCCGUCCCGUGGGACCGAUCGAAACAUCCGUAAGGGAGAAAAAAAAAACAAAAAAAAAACAAAACAAAACAAAACACGUUAUACCGACGGUUUCCGAAUCCGGUCCGACGGGUCGUCGCCGAGCGCGAAGGGCGCUCUCAUGUAGAUAGGGUGUUUUCAUGUGUAGCGUAGGCGUGUAGAGAGAAUUUUAGUCUCUUAGCGCGAGAAUGCGACGAGAGAGGAUGUCACAAAAUACGAAAUAAUCGUGUAGGUACUUUGUUCUCGUGUGUGUGUGCACGUUGAGAGCGCGAGAGUGUGUGUAACGCGCGCGUGAGUCUCUCGGAGCGGGCGUGACUUCGAAGUAUGUAUGAAGGUUGAAUAAUGAUGAGCUGCGAUGACUAUAUGAUGACGACGAUGACAAUGAUGGAUGAGCGAACGAACGAGGGAUGUCUGGAUAACUAGCGUAGAUCGCGUUUAGGGUUAGGUAGAUAAGCGAUCCCCUCCCCUCUCUCGAAGAAAAGGAUCGAAGAGGCAGAGCGCACGGAAUUUUUCUCGUCGCUUUGACGUGAGAACGGAACUCCUCGCGAAGAGAGAGAGAGGGCACAAAAGAAAAAAAAAAAAAAUUCAAAAAGUAAGCGCGGAGGGGGGGAGCGCUGUUGUUGUUCUUGUUGUCGUGCGCUUGUAUUAAAGUCGCCAUGUUCUAAUUAAACAUGCCGACGGGGUUGUAUCAGUCGUCGGCAAAAUCAA
This is a messenger RNA of Pseudomyrmex gracilis, 6256 nucleotides long. It is a transcript of the gene Ets65A, whose product is annotated as transcriptional regulator ERG homolog. Gene Ontology annotation, cellular component: nucleus. The record is from RefSeq and is a predicted model, not a curated record. Lineage: Eukaryota; Metazoa; Arthropoda; Insecta; Hymenoptera; Formicidae. The coding region runs from base 1301 to 2266 and encodes 321 amino acids. Gene Ontology annotation, molecular function: sequence-specific DNA binding; DNA-binding transcription factor activity, RNA polymerase II-specific. The transcript has 7 exons. Gene Ontology annotation, biological process: regulation of transcription by RNA polymerase II; cell differentiation.